Messenger RNA from Phytophthora nicotianae INRA-310, 929 nucleotides. RefSeq lists its product as hypothetical. The record is from RefSeq and is a predicted model, not a curated record. NCBI's taxonomy places the organism in Eukaryota, Oomycota, Peronosporomycetes, Peronosporales, Peronosporaceae. The transcript has a single exon. The coding region runs from base 529 to 834 and encodes 101 amino acids.
GUCGCAAGCAGCAAUGAAGGACCCAAGAUCUAGUGCCCAUCGGCGGCUGAAUAACAAAGGAUACGUAAUCCUUCAUCAAUAUGUAACCAAUGAACUCUGCGAUCGCUUGCUAGGCGCAGCGAAUUCCAUCCCAACUAGUGAGUGGAGUCCGGUGUUUGGCCAAGGUGACGAAAGCGAUGGAAUGGACGACAAGCGCCUGACUGCUGCAGCUCCAACCUUUGACAGCAGAGCUAUACGCAGCUAUUGAAGAGGGUUGCAGGACUUUUUUUUCCUAAUGGCACUGCUUGUGACUGGAGUUAUCUCAAAUCCCUCGAAGGAGGGCAAGCCCAGCCUCCUCACCGCGAUUUCUCUACUGUUCCAGAUGACGAGGACCUUUACGACUACACAAAACUGCCUGCGUCGGUCAUUGUUGGAUUGGAAGGUGGUAGUUUCAUUACAAGCUACGGGUGGAAUCGACUGGUAGCACUACAAGCAGAAGAAGAAGAAAUUCGAUUCGGAAAGGGCGAUGUACUGAUUUUUAGGUGUGAUAUGAUACACGCAGGGGGUGCGUAUAAGACGGAGAAUAUUCGUCUUCACGGAUUCCUUGACCCUGCGAAAGCGGCUCGUGUGGUGCGGGAGGACAAUGCUGUUGAUUUAAUUUAUAUUGUCCCGAACAUGGAGAAAAAACUUGACAAAACAGACGCUACCUGUUAUAUCUACAGAUGUGACCGAGUUUUUGAAAAUGCGCGACAAUUACAAGAGCACAUCCGGGUGGAUCACAGGAUCAAGCUAAACCAGUAUCCUGAUCAUAUCACACAGCCAAAAAGGAAGAAGUACACCACGAUGCAAACGUAAGCAAGGUUAGAUGGGUUAAUAUUGGACGUCUAAUGCAAUUAACGUUUUUGCGUUCUUUGCAUUGUGGAUGUUGGUUCAAACUUCGAACAUCCCCC